AAGCCAAACAUUCCAAUCUCUCCUAUUGAUCCUAGGCAGAACCAAGCAAAGUAAUGGAGAUGGUCCCUGGGAACAUUCCUGUAGUGAAGCGCAGGUUCGGCUCUAUGGAAGGUGAUGUGGUUGUGGAGGCUAAGUUUCCUAAAAGGCGGCGAAGAGAGCCGAAUUCUUCAGCAGCAGCAGCAUUGAAAGAAGGUACCAAUCAAGCUUCCUCUUCUACAACGACGACGACUAGUACUACAACUGCUCCCAUUGUGAAGAGAAGCUCCAGGUUCAGGGGAGUUAGCAGGCAUAGAUGGACUGGAAGAUAUGAAGCUCAUUUGUGGGAUAAGGGGUCCUGGAAUCCAACCCAGAAGAAGAAAGGGAAGCAAGGUGCUUAUGAUGAAGAGGAAUCUGCUGCAAGAGCUUAUGAUCUGGCAGCUCUUAAGUACUGGGGACUGUCAGCCUUCACAAAUUUCCCUGUUUCUGACUAUGAGAGUGAACUUGAAAUAAUGAAGAAUGUGACAAAAGAGGAGUACCUAGCCUCACUGAGAAGAAGAAGCAGUGGAUUCUCAAGAGGUGUGUCGAAAUACAGAGGGGUUGCAAGGCACCAUCAUAAUGGAAGAUGGGAAGCAAGGAUAGGGAGAGUCUUUGGGAACAAGUACUUGUACCUUGGAACCUACAGUACCCAAGAGGAGGCAGCUAGAGCCUAUGACAUAGCAGCAAUCGAAUACCGCGGUAUCAAUGCUGUGACGAAUUUCGAUCUCAGCACAUACAUCAGGUGGUUGAAACCAGAAUCUGAUACCCCUUCUUCCACUGAUGUUCAACAACACCAUGAAUCCAAAUUGGACCUGGAGAACUUCCCACUGACAACAGCAGCAGCCGCAGCAGCUUCUUCUUCUUGCCCUUCCAUGGCCUACUUCCAACCUAACAAAACAACAGCACAAAACCACCACCACCUCCCACUUCUACAGUCCAGCCUUAGAAUACUAGAGAAUCUAAAUGAGAACCCACUGGAGCAGGAACUCUUCCAGACAAGACCAGCAGGCAUGUUCUCCCCUCCAAGUGGCAACAAGAACACCUGUCUGUCGUCGUCGUCACCAUCUUCAUCACUGGCCUCAUCCACAACUACUUCCCCAUCGGCGCUCGGCCUCCUGCUCAAGUCAUCAGUGUUCAAACAACUCGUUGAGAAGAACUUGAACAGCAGUAGCAGCAGCAGUGGUAGCAACAGUAAUAACCACCAUCAUCUCUCCACUGAGCUAAAGAAUUUCCAGCUCCCCUCAAUGGGUGGGACUGGGACACACAAAGAGGAAGUGAUGGAUGAGGAAGCAGCAGAGAUGUACUGCAACGGGAUCAGCCAUAGCCAGAGCUCCUUCAUGAUGUACUCAUCAGGGAGUGGCAGUGGCAAGGAGGCCGCCGGUUUGUCGAAUUUGGAGUGGAAGGAGGAAGAGAGUUUGUUGCCAUUGUUCAACUCAUCAGCAGGAGGGCAGUCUUUCUGGGAUGGAUCACUAACCCUCCCUUCUCCUUUCCACUGAGUUAUUUUGUUUUUGGUGUCCACUUUGUUACUGUCACUUUUUUCACUAACAUAUUGCAGAACCUCUUUUGCUGUACCUUUUUACUGCUUGGGAAAAAUGCACCAUCUGUUUUGUGUAUAAUUUGCACACGCUUGUAUUGAGUAAGAAUAUCAGAAUAAACAAGCAAGAACGUUGUUUCAUGUACUUGUAAAUUUCAGUCCCGAGAGAGAGAAAAAUAACUGGAAACCCAAAGUUUUUGGUCAUGUAUGUAAACACAGACAGGUCAGUUAAUAAUAUUUUACUGUGUUCAUUGUUUUAACUUGCUGUUGCCAUCAGAAUUCAGAUUGUUGCCUGCCCUUUAUUAAUCUAAAAAUAAAGAUCAGGUGAACAU
Messenger RNA from Linum trigynum, 1881 nucleotides. The record is from the annotation of a GenBank genome assembly. NCBI's taxonomy places the organism in Eukaryota, Viridiplantae, Streptophyta, Magnoliopsida, Malpighiales, Linaceae.